AAGGGUUUCCGGUUCCGGUGAGUCAGUGUCUGUGUCUCUCUGAGGGAGACCGAGCGAGCGGCUUUUGCCUGUGAAGAAGCUGCGGGAGACUGGGAGCCGGACGCGGGCCCAGCAUGGCGGACGGCGACGCGGAGCGGGCCGAUGGCCGCAUUGUGAAAAUGGAGGUGGACUACAGCGCCACCGUGGACCAGCGCUUGCCCGAGUGCGAGCAGAUGGCCCGGGUGAGGGACUGGGCCGAGGAGGGGCUGAGUCAUGGCGUGGCGGGCCGGCCUAGGCCGCGUCGCUCAGAGCCGGCGGCAGCUUGGCCCUGAGGGGAAGGUCGCCGCCGUCCGGCCAAGGGAGGACGGCGGCGCGGGUUGGAGGGCGCUCGGGAAAGGGGGUCGCCGGCGUUGGGCGAAGCCGCGGCGCCCCCGAGGAUGGCACGAUGGUUACGAAGGUCUGUAUCGUCACGGGCCCAUUUUCCUCCCCUGCUCAGGCGGCUGCGGCCACACGGGAGGCUCCUUUUGCGAAAGGGACAAGCAAAUUUGGGCGGCGAAGGGGGCGGCCGCAGAAUGUGGCUCUCCCGCAGCACAAUCCGAGAGACAUUUGCGGUUCAAAACCGGGAUGAAGCUGCUCCAUUUCGCGCGCCCCACCCCGUAUUUUGGACAAGGGAGACUUCCCAAUACAGUGGUACCUCGGGUUACAUACACUUCAGGUUACAUACUCCAUUAACCCAGAAAUAGUGCUUCAGGUUAAGAACUUUGCUUCAGGAUGAGAACAGAAAUCGUGCUUCAGCGGCGCGGCGGCAGCAGCAGGAGGCCCCAUUAGCUAAAGUGGUGCUUCAGGUUAAGAACAGUUUCAGGUUAAGAACAGACCUCCGGAACAAAUUAAGUAGUUAACCUGAGGUACCACGGUAUUCAGUUAAGGGGCUGUGCUGGUUGCGAUAGCUUUAUGUCACCAGGACAGCCUCUUGCGCCCCAAAUUAAAAUGUUGCACCCGAGUAGCUUGGAAGAAUGGAAAUAGGCAAAGAGACGGAGGGAGAGAGAUUGCGACUACAGUAUAGUUAAGUGAUGAUCGGAAUAAGGAUGCAGCCCCACCGACUGUCUGGAGUAGACAUGUAUUUGAUAGAUCGGGGCAGCAGGAGUAAUCAAAUCUUCUUUUGGAUUAUAGUGCUGUUCUUGGAACUUGAUUAACACAUAGCUCAAAAUGUGCAGUGUUGCAAAUAUUUUCUGCAUUUGAUAAAGCCGCUAGUGUACUGUGGAUUGCUUUAUCUCGCUUUCAGCCAUGGUCAAAGCUGCAUCGAGCAGUGCAUGUUACCAAUAUUAGGCCUAUGGCAGGCAUGGCCAAACUUGGCCCUCCAGCUGUUUUGGGACUACAAUUCCCAUCAUCCCUGACCACUGGUCCUGUUAACUAGGGGUGAUGGGAGUUGUAGUACGAAAACAGCUGGAGGGCCAAGUUUGGCCAUGCCUGGCCUAUGGUUAUCCUGAGAGACAUAACCAAUGCAAAGUUACUCUUUAGUGUCCUUCCUAAGAGUUGUGGCUACUUUUAAACCUCUGUUGCUCUUUUUAAACCAUAUUGCUUUGGCUAGUGGCUGAUGCAAAUAAAGAUGAUUCUGAACCAUUUGUUGAAGGUACAUAACUCCAUGGUGUGUGCUGCACUGUUUAGAAUGGUCCUUUAGUUUUGUUGCAAAUCUGCAUUGACUAUAGUUACAGGAGAUACCAAAGGAGGAGUGAAUGCACCUUUUAUUUCUGUAGGAGAGUUAUUGUAUUUUCUAUUCAUUUUCUAAUAAAUAGUACUGGGGCUCUUAUGACAAUAGUACAAGAAGCAAUAUAGUGGCUUUAAUUUCUAGAGUGAAAAUAGCUAAUUCAGAACUUAUUUUUCUGAUGAUGCUCCUAUCAUUUAUUCUCCAAAGUAUUGCCACUACUUCACUGGGAUUCUUUUUAUAUUUUGCUGGAAGCCGCCCAGAGUGGCUGGGGAAGCCCAGCCAGAUGGGCAGCGUAUAAACAAUAAAAUUAUUAUUGUUGUUAUUAUUCUCCACUGCUCUUUUUCUUGGUUGGGAUACUGUUAGUCUGCUGUCUUCUCCCAGCAAACAGGGCAAGUAGCAAUUGUAGCUGGACUUGUUCUUGGGCUGUGAUAAAUUUAUGGCUGCUGGUCCUCUGAGGUGGUUAAAGGACAGGUUACCCUUUUGCCACCCUAGUGGGAAUGAAGGAACUGAUUGUUGCUUCAGGAUUCAACUGAGUAACUGUAGAGCUUCAUUUGCUUACCAUAAUUUCUACUAAAUACAGGGAACAGGAUAGGCAGUGACAGGGCUCUCUUAUAGCAGCACCUUCCCCUUUAAGCAACAAGGCUUCCAAGUUAGAAAACUAGCUAAUUCCAGGCAAAUUGGGAGUAUGUUCACUGCUUUUCAAAAAGUCAGGGAUCCAAUUUGCAUCUGGCAAAAAGGGUUGCAGUUAUGUCCAUAAAUUUCCUCUUGUGUACAGUGGUACCUUGGGUUAAGAACUUAAUUCAUUCUGGAAGUCCAUUUUUAACCUGAAACUGUUCUUAACCUGAGGUUCGACUUUAGCUAAUGGGGCCGCCGCGCUGCCACCGUGCGAUUUCUGUUCUCAUCCUGAAGCAAAGUUCUUAACCCAAGGUACUAUUUCUGGGUUAGCGGAGUCUGUAACCUGAAGUGUCUGUAACCUGAGGUACCACGGUAUAUGAAUACCGUACAUCACAAAAUAGUUUUUGAUAACACUUACCUAGAUAAAUGAUGGCUGAAGACUUGGCUUCAGUAGCCUUUUAUAACUUCUAGAAGUCUCUUAAGAAAGAUUGGUCUAGUUAUGACUAACUGCAGUCCUAUUCUGAAGUCCUGUUGAAUUCAGUGGGGCUUACUCCUGGGUAAGUGUGGUUAGAAUUGUAGUCUAAUUCCAGUUGAAAUCAACAAAACAAUAUUUUGCAAUGUAUUUAAAUCCUCUAGUUUGUAGUGGGAAGUGACCACAAUUAACUGAUGGCCGUGACUCAUUUGGCCAUGAUGGGGCCCUGUUACCUUCAAAACCUGUACAAUAAGGACGACUUAAAAUAACUCAGCUUUUAUUCUUGUGUUUUAGGAUGGAAGGCUUCAAGAAGCAAUUGAGACUUUGCUUUCCUUGGAAAAACAGACUCGAACUGUAAGUAUAGCAUACUGAAUAACAUUGCUUUUUAAAAGGUCAUUUUAAAAGCCCCCUAUUAUGGAAUAUAUCAUCUAGCACAGGGGUCAGCAAACUUUUUCAGCAGGGGGCUGGUCCACUUCUCCCUCAGACCUUGUGGGGGGCUGGACUAUAUUUUUUUUGGGGGGGGUGAACAAAUUCCUAUGCCCCACAAAUAACCCAGAGAUGCAUUUUAAAUAAAAGGACACAUUCUACUCAUGUAAAAACACAUUGAUUCCCGAAUCCAGCCCCCGGGCCUUAGUUUGCCUACCCAUGAUCUAGCAUGAAUUUGUCACCCCUUAAUUACUUUUAGCCAUCCUAUUGUACUUGGCUCUCUCGCAAGGGUUAAAAUGGUGAGUCUUUUCCCAGACUUUCAAUGCAUGCAUAUGAAUGGUGGGGAUUUUUAUUCAUUCUAAUAACUAUGAUUGCAGAAACAAGAGGGUGCAAAAAAGUUUUUCUUUGUUACCACAGCCUACAGGACCAUGUGUUGUGCCUAGUGUUGCACCAGAGAGGUUGCACUGUCACAACAGAACUUUCAUACCCUUUUGUUCACAUGUACCCCCCAGAUCUGCUCCACAGCUGAUUUGGGGGGGGCUGGAGGGGACAGGAAAGGAAGUUCCUUUGUAUGCACUGAAGUCACUUGUGCCAGUGAAGCUGCUGCAUUAGAUAUGAGCCCCAUGUUCAAAUACUGCUAGUUGCUCUUCGGGAAGAAAGAAUAAGUGGGUGGGAAUAAAAAAAGGGAGAUGUUCCUUGUUCUUUUAGCACACUGGUACUAUUCCUCUUUGGUAGGUUUACUUGAUGUGAGUAGUAGAACAGUGAAUUGAUCCUUAGCUUUGCUUUAUGUAACCCAGAUUUCCCUCUUACUUGUGGGCCUCAACUUGUCUUACAAGGUUGAGGACAAAUUUCCAUUAAUAGCUAGUGACUUUUUUGGUAGCGCAACUCCAUUUGGAAGUGCCAGGAAUCUUUCUUUGUGUUUACACUGUAGAAACAUCUGUGCUUAAGUAUAUACUUUUGUUUUUUAGGCUUCUGAUAUGAUAUCCACAUCUCGCAUUCUGGUUGCUGUAGUGAAAAUGUGUUAUGAUGCUAAAGACUGGGAUGCUCUUAAUGAAAAUAUUAUUAUUCUGUCAAAGAGGAGAAGUCAGUUAAAGCAGGUAAGAUUGUGUUAAGCCAUAAGAAGUGUGGGGUGCUCAAAACCUUGUGUCCAUAUAUUAUCUCUUGAGUUUGGUUCACUGUUCUUUGUAGCCAACAACAGGAGGCACCUAGUCUUCCUGCAAAGUGUCUUUGCACCUACUGCCUCCUAAGGAGGGUUACAGGAGAAGAGUAGUGGGCAGAGGGUUUGUGCAGUUUGCAGCAGUUGCUCUCAUCCGUGACACUGGUGCUGCAUAUCACAAAGUUGCAGCCUGCUGUCAUUUUGAAAAAAGGAGUUGUGUCUCUGCUGCUGGUGGUUUUUUAAUAAUUCACCAUUCCUGUGGCAAGUACACUGGAGGCUUCCCCUGCUGUUCUUGAUAAUAUUAGUUGUCACUAAUAUCCUGGCAACUGUCAAUAGAACAUCUUAAUUGUGCUGUGGUUUAUAGAGUGAAGUUGGCAAUGAGCUUUCAAAAUAGCCUAAUAAUGCAUGCAUAUUCUGAAUAUAGACAAUAAAAGAGCUUUGGGCUUUUCAGAAAUGCUUUAUAAGGCAUAGGUUUGGAGUGAAUAUAUGUUAGGGCAGCAUCCAAUAAUGCCAGCCUGCUUGCUCAGUGGGAGUUUCUCUUCUUCCCCCUGUGGCCAAGGGCCCACACCAAAAAAUAUUGUAGUCCUGCAGGCCCUCCAACCCUGGUUGCUUUAUGAAGAUGUCCUAAAUUUGUAACGUACACAUUAUAUGUCACUCGAUGGUGAACGCUUGACUACUUUGUUCAUACAACAGUUGUGGCAAGAGCAUGCUAUGCUUCCUUUUGUUUAGUCCCCCUCCUUCAUUGGGAAGACUUGCUGCUUAUUUUUGUUACUUCUUGUAUCCAGAAGUAAAACCUCUAUUUUCUCAGCUAUAUAACUUCUUGAAAAAUGAAGGGUUUUUAAAAAAAUUAAAUUUGUUCUAAUGAAUGAUAGCUGUUCAUAUAGAUGUUAGUUUGCUUUGACCAUCUAUUUGCUGGACGGUGGAUUAAAAUAAAUGAUAGUGUACAAAAGACAUACAGUAUUUCCGUGGCUCAAAGUGUUCAAUACCAUCCAGGCAUGCUCACUUGGUUGGUUGGUUGGUUGGUUGGCUGGCAGGUAGAAUAUUUGAGCUUUUUUUCCUUUUUCUAUUUAAAUUUAUUUUAUAAACAUACAAAACAAAUGCAAAAAUUUCAGAAAUGACAAAGGGGGCUAUUCUCUUAAUUUUUCAACAAAAUCAGAAGAUAUGAGACAACAUUUGUUAGUAGAAACAUAAAGAGGCGCAUAUUUCUCACAUUGGUAGCACCAAAGAGUCCUGGAGGUUAGCUGUAUUGGUAUAAAUUAUAAAAGUCCCACCACACAUUAUAAAAAUGUUCUGGCCUAUUCUGUUUCUUUGCUUGCUACGGUGAUCGUCGACAGAUUGGAGACAUUUCAAGAGGGAGAGCGCAGCAAAGAGAGAGGAGGAAAAGGAAUUAUCUCACCUUGAGGCACAAAUUUUUAAUGAAAGAUGUUGAAGGUAGUUCUGGAUGUAAAGACCAGCAUGUAGGACUUUUACCUGCAGCCCUGGGUGGGAAUAGCCUGCAUGGGUUCAAUUUAAAAUUUUUAAAAUAUCCAUAAAGUAAAACAUCAUUGCUCUGUGAACAUUUAGACUUUGAAGUAGAGUGCCUAAGGGAGGUAAUGAAAUUUCCCCCAUCAAAGUUUUUGAAGACUAGAUUAGAUACGUGUUGUACUGUAUACACGGAAUACUCUACUUUUAAAAGUAUAUGUUUAAUGUUACGGGUAUAACAUGUUAUGGCAGUUCUACAUUACGAUUUAGCACUAUAUGCAAGACAGCAAUGAACCAUCAGCAUGGGAAAGUAGAUGGGGUAGUAUUGUAAAGCAUUGUUUAUCAUGAACCAUCUUAGAGAAAAGAUGCUACAUUAAUUGGGGGAGAUGAUGACGAAGGAAGGAUAAUCAUCUGAUACAUCAUGUGCAUGUGUGAUACAGACAACCAAGUUCCACUCUUCAAUCAGGUCCACAGUAGUAACACUAACUCUAGGAAGAAAUUGUGCUUUGGGUAUUGGAAAAAUACAAGAAACCAAAAUCCUAAUUUGGUGGAAACUUACUAUUUUUUCUAUUUUUAUAAAAUAAAAACGUUUUUGAAAAAUAAUUUGCCCCAAUGACAUUUGGCACCUUCAACGAAAGUCUGAUAUAGUGUGACACAAACAAAUGGAAAUAGUGGUCUAUUGGAAGGCCUUUGUUGCACAGGAGGGGAAGUUUGCAUCUUUUAUAAUUUACCAAAGCCACACACCGUGCUAGUAUAUAAUGUAAAGGCCUAUGUUAACUGUAUUGUGAGCUCAAGCUUUGGUCACUGAGAAAUAAACAAGUAGUUCUAGUGAAAGUCACUAUAGGAUAUAGGCAAGUUCUGUUGUUUUGCAUAAAAUGUAUUUUAGACUAAAUAUCCGUUUUAGCACCUUUAAAGCAAAGCUGCUAAAGUGAGAAAAUGGGAGGAAGCAUUUGAGCCGAAUCCUGCAUGAGAGCUGUCUGCUCAUUGUGGUUUAUAUCUAAGUAUAGGAGCAAAGUGUUAGUGGUAACUCCCUUUUCACGGCAAAUGUGGCUAACCAUUUUUAAUUGCAAAGUUUUUCCAUUUUGACAGGUAUGAAACAGCAUAAAAGAUAGUGUUCGGAUAAAUGGGCUAUGUUGGCAUAGGAUUACAAGUUUUCUCAUUAUUUGUAUUAGGCUGUUGCUAAAAUGGUCCAGCAGUGCUGUACUUACGUUGAAGAGAUCACAGAUCUGCCAAUCAAACUGCGUUUAAUUGAUACACUGCGUAUGGUUACGGAAGGAAAGGUAAGUAUUUUUCUUUUUAAAGAACCGUGCACUUAUUUCAAGACUCCCUUGUAUACACUCUUGAAUCUUAAAACAGCAGCUCCUGUUGAUUCUCCAGAACCGAUUGUUGGUGGGGACUGCAGAGGGAAGAGCAGAAGGAGAAAUCCUGUUACACAAGCAAAGGUCCACUUGUGUGAUGUUGGAUCUCACCCUAUGAGUUGUACCUUUCUAGGUCAUAUUUGGAGUGCCCACAGAAAUCAACGAAAAAGAUUAUCUAAGGUCUUCCCUGUUAGCCUUGAGCAGGCUUCCUCAACCUCGGCCCUCCAGAUGUUUUGAGACUACAAUUCCCAUCAUCCCUGACCACUGGUCCUGCUAGCUAGAGAUCAUGGGAGUUGUAGGCCAAAAACAUCUGGAGGGCCGAGGCUGAGGAAGCCUGGCCUUGGGCAUUAAUUUUUCCUAAUUGUGUUCUGACAAAUCCUGGGAUGCUGCUUUGCCACGAAUGAGCCCUACAUGGGGGAGCCAGGAGGGGGCUGGCCUGAUUAUUGAGUGAGAGUGCAGCCCUUAGUUUGGUAGCAGUAGUGCUGUGGCCUGUAAGAGCCCAUCACCAGGAGCCCUUUGCUGCACUGUGGUGGAAUGGAAGUUGGGACCCUUCUCUCCUGGCCCAUAAAGAAAGGCCCAUUCCUAUGGCUGCAAGCAGUGCCAUCGCCAGCUCCCCCCCCCCCCCAAUAGUUUGUGAUGAUGAGGCAAAUCAUGCAGUGUUUGUGUGGGCCAAACAUACUGCAUAAAGUUAAAUGCUUUCUGCUUCUUUUAUAGAUCUAUGUUGAAAUUGAAAGAGCUCGGCUGACCAAUACUCUUGCAACAAUAAAAGAGCAGAGUGGUGACGUGAAAGAAGCUGCUUCAAUUCUGCAAGAACUUCAGGUGAAGGAGCAUAUAUGCUCGAAUACAUGACAUUGUUUGAAGUACUGCAACUUUAACCCUUUUUAAAAUACACUUUUAAAAAAAUCUUGCUUCAAUUGUCACUGUAAUAGAAAUGGAAAAAAUGAGCAAACCAGGAGCUUUUGGUAACUAUCUUUGUAUUUUGAAUAUGUUUUACAGCAGUGCAUUUAUAUGUUAGGCUGGAUCCACACAAUGGGGCUUUCCUGACAUCUUCCAUUCCUCACUGCAUUCUAGUGGGGUGGGUGGGACUAUUUAGAAAGGUUUGGGAUGGAGCUUGAGUGUGUGUACACGAACGCUGCAGCAAGACUGAAAAAUGGGAAAAUUCAGUCGGGACUGUUUUGCACACUUUGUAGAAAUCUUUGCAAAGCUUAGGUGCUGUCACUGAAGAUUGCCAGCUUUCUAAUAAUAUUCUUAUAACCUCAUUUUCUGGGCUGAUGUGCUAAACUGAUUUCUGUCAAGAACCAGAACCAAUAAAGGUUCUCUAUAUGAAUUAUGCAGACUGUAUUUAAACAGAUAACGAAUCGUUAAUACAGUGGAACCUCGGUUUUCGAGCAUCUCAGAAGCCAAUCAUUUCGGAAGCCGAACACCGCAAACCCAGAAGCAAUUGCUUCUGUUUUCGAACGCACUUCGGAAAUUGAAUGGCUUCCGCUGCGUGCUUUUCCAUUUUUUCAAUGGAUUUUGCCGACCGCCCAUUGAUCCUCGGUUUUCAAACGUUUCAGAAGUUGAACAGUCUUCUGGAACGGAUUACGUUCGAAAACCGAGGUUCCACUGUACAUUUUGCCCCCCCAAUACUAAAUGUUGCAAUGUACUUGAACCAUUUGAACUUCUAGUACAAUUAUUACAAAUUUCUAGUUUACUGUCCUUAAAUGGAUAAAAAUUGGAAUUAGUUAUUGAAUUGCUUUUAUCACAGAAUGCUAUUAUUUGCUAUUCUUAAACAGUUUGAAAAAGCUUUCACCCUUCAGCUAUUGGCUGCAAUGGUGUCAGGUGACUUUAUUAUCCAGUUGUAUUUUAAAAGGUACAGUACAACUUGCGCUGCCCAUAAAAAGCAAGACUUGAGUGAGAGACUAGGGUGAUGUCUGCUGUUUCCAGGAAUUCUUCUCGUUCUGAGAGUUUAUUUGAACCCUGGGUGAGAACCCGGAGGGUAUGUCAGAAGGAAAAUGAAUUAUAUUAAUAGCAACUUUGCAUUAAUGUAACUUUUUUGUAAUAUUUUCAGUUGUCUUUUGCUUCAGUUUUCUGCACAUUGCUUAAUUUUUAAUAUAUUAAGCAGUAUAAAAAUUAAAUCACUUGAAUACUAUGGGGCAGGGGUGUAUUUUUCUUGUGAGCUGUUAGUAUAAUAGGCCUGGUAAAACAUCUUUAGAUUCCUAAAGGUUGAUGUCAAUUUGAUGUCAAGACUUGGAAAAAUGUCUGAUGAAAGCAAAUUAAUAGAAGUCUGGUUAUGGAAAUAUGUACAGCAAAUAGGGUGUGCAAAACAAGUUAUCUGCAGAUCAACAAUAAAUACAAAUCAGGGAGUGGAAUUCAGUGUUGUGGUAAGGUGAUCAUUCUGUCAGUGGAAGCAUUUCUCCCUUCUACCCGGCCAGAUGGGCUUGGAAGAAGAAGAAGACUUAUUAGUAUUACCCCACCGUACACUGUUCUGUGGGUUCUCCCAGCCCUCCCAUGGAGCUUGGUGGGGGAGAAAUUCUGUUGAACUGGCUUCUUCUCUAACACAACAGUUCAGUUGAAUCCAGCCCAAGAUUUUUAAAUUUCAAAGUUUUUCUAAGAACAGCAGUACCUGAAGUUUAAAAAUUUAAAGUAUAGUAACUGAAGCAUAAAUGCUGGCAUGUAAACUGUAUUUGUAUGUCUACAGAAGCCAUCUUUCUGUACACUUAUGAUUUAGUUGCAAGACAGCUUUGAUGGAUAAUUGUACCUUGCAAGCUUUAGUUUUGCAUAUCGGUCUAUAAAGUAUUAAUACAUUCUGAAUUUUAGGUGGAAACCUAUGGAUCAAUGGAGAAGAAGGAACGUGUGGAGUUCAUCUUGGAGCAGAUGAGGCUUUGUCUGGCUGUGAAAGACUAUAUCCGAACUCAAAUUAUUAGCAAAAAAAUUAACACCAAAUUUUUCCAGGAAGAAAACACAGAAGUAAGUCUGGUGGUGGACAACUUAUACUAAGCUGGUUUAGGGGGUGUUAUGGGCAUGUUUUAAAUGGAUUUCUCUGUCACAUUGGGGAAAUUUUACAACCAUUUCUGUGUUUAACCUGACACUGUGUUACAUUUCAGAAAUUAAAACUGAAAUACUACAAUUUAAUGAUUCAACUGGAUCAACAUGAAGGUUCCUACCUUUCCAUUUGUAAGCACUACAGAGCCAUUUACGAUACUCCUUGCAUCCAGGCUGAAGGUGAAAAGUGGCAGCAGGUAAAAAAAGACAGAAAGAGAAAGUAGCAAAUACACUGUAACCUGUUCAAUUGUCUGCAAAAAAUAUCACGUAAAGGAACAUUCUUUUUUUAUCAUUUGCUAUUGUUUUGGAGAGGGCUGCUGUUAUGCACUGUGCUCAAGAUUUCACUUUCUUGAAUUUCUUCAUGUGGCUUAGUUUUCUUUGUGAGAACCCCCCUCCCCCCAAAACAAAUCAAUUGGUCACAGCCAUAAUAUUAUUUUCUGUUGACUACGUUAUAGCUAAAGCUGUGCCAGUGGAGUAGAUUCCAUUCAGACUAUAUAGAAAACAUCUGAAGACUUACGUUCAGACAGUUCACAGGCUGAUAUUGCAACUUCAGAAGAAGCAGGCAAUUAAGCCAAUCCCAGCCUUAACCCAUGCAUCAUGAACCUAACACAAUAUCUGUUUUCCUUGCCUGCAUAAUUUAAUGAGAGGGCAGGAUCUCUCAGCAUUCCAUUAUCCACUGCAGUGUCUACUCAGUAAGCAUCUGAAAUGGGCCUGAUUGUCAUACAUUUGAGAUGUAGAAAGCUGCUAAGGAGGCAAGAACUCCUUGUAGUCUGCUCCCACUUUUGCACUAGUGUCAAGAAACCAGCAUCACCUGAAUUAUCUUCCUUGCUUUGGUAAUAUUUGAAAAAUCUCUGUCAUCCAAUUCAAGUGUGCAGAUCAAGCAAACAGUAUAGUCCUAUUUCAGAUUGUGGGUGGGGGCUGAAUUAAUGCCAGCUAACUUACAUUACAGCUUUCCAAAGGAAGGAAUUCGUUUAAAUGCAAGACUGCCUUUUUAUUGUUUGCAUGUUACUUUUCUUACAUGAAUCAUUACUUCCAUUUUUUAAAAAAAAAUUCUAGAAUGUCCCUAAAGAGCAAGGGAUGUAUAAUAAUUUUAAAAUGCUGGUUCUAAAUAAGAUUCCUGUUUGCAACACAAGAUUGGAUUUGAUGACCGAUGUAACAUCUUGCAGCUCCCUGCUUGUGUGAUCCCAUAAGGUGGAGUCAAUUUUAGUACCUUGGGUUGUAUCCAGUGGUUGCGAAGGCAGGUGUUAGCUCAUGCAGCCAAUCAUUCUCUUACUUUCUCUUUGCGUAGCCAUUGGCUAUAGCCCUCCGUAAAUUACAGAAAGUUAGAUUCAUAGGUUGUCUUCUGAUCAAGCUGGUGAUUUCAGCUUUGUGUGUUUGUUUGCUUUCUUGCAUUGCUGACUCUUGUUCAACUACAAAAUCAAGUUUCUUCCUAUCUUCUUUUAAACAGGCACUGAAGAGUGUUGUUCUCUAUGUUAUCCUGUCACCUUAUGACAAUGAACAGUCUGACCUGGUACACAGAAUAAGCACUGAUAAAAAACUAGAAGACAUUCCUAAGUACAAGUAUGUAGCUUUCCUGUUGGCAUGCUAAUAUACUGAGAAACUAUCCCCGUAGAAUUUGGUGUGACAUUUGAAAUGUUGUGAAAGCCAGCUAGUCAAGAUGUUUAUUUAAGGUAGGGUGGAGAACCUAUGACUACUAUUGCAACUCCCAUCAUCCCUGACCAUUGGCCAUUCUGGCUGAUCUGGAGGGCCACAGGUUGUUCCCCCCCAACUGACAAUUUGUAAAAUGGCUCAGGCGUUUGUACCCUGCUAUUACACAUACAAGUAGGGAUUUACAUUCACAAACUUUCACAUAUUAUUUAUAACAAACCAAAUCAGAACUGGCAUCCUUGAAGUACAUUCUGCAGUGAACAUGGACAUACAUUUCUGUAUACUGUGUAAAUGCAAUUCUCUGAAUUAUUUUUCUAAUAUAUUAAUAAUCAAAAAGAAACUGCUGUGUUAAAUACAUUGGUAAUGCUGGCAGAAAUCUUAAAGGCAAACCUACUAUGUUAAGGUGAAGCAGAACAACUUUGUCAAUCAACAAUUUACUGAGGCUUUUUUAUCUCUCCCCCCCCCCCCCCAACAGAGAUCUUUUAAAAUUAUUUACCACUAUGGAAUUGAUGCGUUGGACUACCCUGGUUGAGGAAUAUGGAAAAGAAUUAAGGGAAGGUUCUCUAGAAAGUCCUGCAACAGAUGUGUUUGGUUACACAGAGGAAGGUGAAAAGCGAUGGAAAGAUUUAAAAAACCGAGUUGUGGAGCAUGUAAGUUCAAUCUGCUUUCUAGCAACAAGUUAGGACUAGGAGGAAUACUAUUUCUGACAAUCAUCCUGUUUAUAAAAUGUUUUAUUAAAAAAAAAGUGUCGGGAGCUACUGCUCAAGUCAGGAUGUAGUUAACACAUUCUAGCAAAGUGUAAGACCCGUGUGUGUGUGUGUGUGUGUGUGUGUGUGUGUGGUGUAACAAUAUAAUAUCUCAAACAUUCUUUUGGAAGCCAAACGUCCGAUGGGGAUUCCGCAGCUUCCGAUUGGCUGCAGGAGCUUCCUGCAGCCAAUAUGAAGCCACGCUUGGUUUUUGAAAGCUUUGGAAGUCGAACCAAUUUCCGGAACGGAUUCCAUUCAACUUCCAAGGUACUACUGUAUACGUAUAUAAAAGAUUUUAGGAAACUGGGGAUUAAGGUAGGUUUAUGUUAUUUUAUAGUCCCUUCUGAUUAGCUGUGUGCAUGUGUAAUCUGAGAGUGUCUUACAUACUAGCUCAAAUACCAAAACUAUAUAAUUGCUUGGCUUGUGCUACAUCAGCCCUUGAUUUCAUUACAGCAUAUUAUUUUUUUGUAUUUCAACUGCUACUUUCUGAUCACCUUCUAUUCUUCUUUUCUUUUAGAAUAUUAGAAUAAUGGCAAAAUAUUACACCAGAAUCACCAUGAAGAGAAUGGCACAACUUCUGGAUUUAUCAAUUGAUGUAAGGGAUUCUCAGAAUUGCUGAGGGCUUUUGUAUCAUCCUCUUGUUUCCAAAACUGCCGCCUGCAGGUUUCAUUCAGGUGGUCCACGAUGUGCCUGUGAAGAGCGCUUAGAGUAAAUAUAGUAAAAUAGAAUAGAAGAAUGGGGGACGCGGGUGGCGCUGUGGGUUAAACCACAGAGCCUAGGACUUGCCGAUCAGAAGGUCGCGGUUCGAAUCCCCGUGACGGGGUGAGCUCCUGUUGUUCAGUCCCUGCUCCUGCCAACCUAGCAGUUCGAAAGCACGUCAAAAGUGCAAGUAGAUAAAUAGGUACCGCUCCGGCGGGAAGGUAAAGAGCGUUUCUGCGCACUGCUCUGGUUCGCCAGAGCACAUGACCCAGAAGCUGGCCACAUGACCCAGAAGCUGUACGCCGGCUCCCUCGGCCAAUAAAGCAACAUGAGCACCGUGACUGGACCUAAUGGUCAGGGGUCCCUUUUCCUUUACCUUUAGAAUAUAAGAAAUAUAAGGAGCAUUUUAAAAAUACGAUAAGAAAUCAUACCGCAUCUAGCACAGCACUUUGCAGUUGCUACGACAGGCAGAAAACUCUUGAAGUGGUCUGUCAAGACUCUCAACAAUUUUCAAGUGGUCUCGUGGGGGGGCGUAUUUGGGGACCACUUUUGUUCGAUUUUUUUAGUUGAACCUGCUCUUCAACAUCUGUUGCAAAAGACAUUAUAUGGAAUUACAUGAUCUCAAAUGCACUCUUAACCAGCUAACCUUUCUGCGACACUGUUAUCAAAUAUAACUUUGGCCUGUGUCACACAAGAUUUCCUUGACAUGCAAUAGUACUUUUCUUCUGUGCUACAUCUUGGUUUGAGAAUACUCAAUAUAGUUGCAUCGCUGGAGACACAAUUUUUAAAAAACUGUUUGAAAUAAGAACGAGAUAGCCAGACCAAUGAAGUUGAAAUGUAUUCAUUUCGGUGGAACAAAAUCAAAGUCUGGAUAUCUUUGUCAUGUUUCUAUUUGUUUGUUUGUUUUAUAUUUAUAUCCUCCCCUUUCUCUUGAAGAAUUCCCCUAAGAGACAAUAGAAUGUCACUCAAAGCAAUUUUAAAAAUUUUAUCACCUAAUUCAGUGCUGUUUGUUUGCUUUACAGGAAUCUGAAGAAUUUUUGUCCAACUUAGUGGUGAAUAAGACCAUCUUUGCAAAAGUAGAUAGGCUGGCAGGAAUUAUCAACUUUCAGAGACCCAAGGACCCAAAUAACUUGCUCAAUGACUGGUCUCACAAGCUCAAUUCACUGAUGGCUCUAGUUAAUAAAACUACACAUCUCAUUGCCAAAGAGGAGAUGAUACAUAACUUGCAGUAAGGUGCUUCAGUGGCCUUAAUGCUUUAGGGAGGCAUUGAAUUGGUUAUAGAAAAAGACUUUAUCCCACUGCAUAUUUGUUUUUUUCAUCUCUUCCCUCCAGGUGAAAUUUAGAACAUAAUCUCUCUUGAAGAAUUGUUGAGAAUUAAGUUCCUUUGAUUAUUCAUUUGGUUUAUAACACUUUUUUUGCUGCAAUUGAUGGAAAAACACAAUAAAAUUGUAUUGCCUGUGUAAUGGAAAUGGCCUUUGAUUUAUCCCAGUUUGCCCUCAUUUGUCCAGCAAAUAUUUUUGCAUUGUCUAUCUCUUAUGAUCUUCUUACCCUUCCAGGUGUAUAAGUAUGUUGUAAUAUUUUCUUUUAUAAAGAAAUGUAACAAGAUUAUACUUCAGUGUUAACCUUAAGUACCAUUGUGUCUAGAAAUGUCAGGUAUGGAACUGAAUUCCCAUUUUUAUUCCGGUGUUGUGGAAUGGUAGUUUUAUAGCAGAAUGUGACCUAACAAAGGCAGCAUGGAGCAAGUUGUACCUUAUUUUCAAUUUCCUAUGGAUAAAUGUCUUUUGUUUGACUUGUAUCUUUGCUACAUUAACACUUGAGUAAUUUUACCACAUAAUUGCAGGUGGCUCAUCUUGUCUUGAUAACUGUCUAGAUCAGGGGUCAGCAGACCUUGUGGGGGACCGGACUAUAUUUUGAAAAAUAAUGAACAAAUUCCUAUGCCCCACAAAUAACCUAGAGAUGCAUUUUAAAUAAAAAGGCACAUUCUACUCAUGUAAAAACACACUGAUUCCCGGACCGUCCGCGGGCCAGAUUUAGAAGGCGAUUGGGCUGGAUCCGCCCCCCGGGCCUUAGUUUGCCUACCCAUGAUCUAGAUUGUUUUAAGACUUUAAAAUGAAAGCACAAUGUGAAUUAGUGAAGCCGGUGUUUUAAUCUUCUGUUCUAGACUUCCACCUGAAGAAAAACCAUAUAGCUUAGGCUAUGGUCCCUAAAGUAGUGUCUGAUACAACAUGUUCAACAAAUAUGUCUGUUAUAAGGAUAUGUCAUUUUUAAUUAAACUAGAUGAGCCACGUUUGGAUGUAAAAUGAAUUCUUUUCCCGUUAAAGUUUUUGAAAGUUCUUAGAACGGUGCUGUAAGUGCCUCAGAAACUCUUGGUCCCAUGAUGGGUUACAACAGUAUAACAACGCAGCGUUAAAAAUAUUCCACCAGCAUGAAUUUUUGCUUGGCUGUAGUCCAUUCCACUUAGUUAAUAGAAGGCCCUCCAACUUUCUGAAGCUGAUUGCUGUUAGGCAUAAUAUUAGGCAUCUUAGGCAUAGUAUAGGUUGUAUCAAAUUCAGCCUGUGAGCAGAGCAAUGUAGAAUGGGGCUGCACCUUCCUUUCCUCCCUCCAGCUCUCUACCCUUAAUAUAAAC
This is a messenger RNA of Podarcis lilfordi (Lilford's wall lizard), 15914 nucleotides long. The record is from the annotation of a GenBank genome assembly. Lineage: Eukaryota; Metazoa; Chordata; Lepidosauria; Squamata; Lacertidae.